AUGACCAUGGACUCGCCGCCGAGCCAACCCAUGGUGCUCACCCUGAUACUUGCUCUCCUCCUAGUGCUAUACCUCGCGCUCCGGCGCCGCGCCGGCGGCGGCAAGAACCGGAGCUACCCGCCGGUGGCCGGCACCGUGCUCCACGAGCUGUUCAACUUCGGCCGCCUGAUGGAGUACCACACGGAGCUCGCCCACAGGUACCGCACCUUCCGCAUGCUCACCCCGACCUGCAGCUACAUCUACACCGUGGAGCCCGCCAACGUGGAAUACAUCCUCAAGACCAACUUCGCCAACUACGGCAAGGGGAGCAAAGUGCACGAGGUGGGCGAGGACCUCCUCGGCGACGGCAUCUUCAACGUGGACGGCGCCAAGUGGCGGCACCAGCGGAAGGUCGCCAGCCACGAGUUCUCCGCGCGGGUGCUGCGCGACUACAGCACCGGCGUGUUCCGCGACACGGCCGCGGAGCUCGCGGGCAUCGUGGCCGCCGCCGCCGCCGCCGGGGAGAAGCUGGACAUGCAGGACCUGCUGAUGCGGUCGACGCUGGACUCCAUCUUCACGGUCGGGUUCGGGGUCAGACUGGGCGUGCUCUCCGGGUCCAGCAAGGAAGGCGCCGCGUUCGCCAUGGCGUUCGACGAUGCCAGCGAGCAGGUGUUGCACCGCUUCUUAGACCCGUUCUGGAAGGCCAAGAGGUUCCUAAACUUCUCGUUGGAGGCGGCCAUGAAGUGCUCGGUCCGCACCAUCAAUGACUUCGUCUACGCCGUCGUCGACAGGAAGAUCGAGCAGAUGGGAAGAGACCAGCAAGAAUUUGCCAAGAAAGAGGACAUCUUGUCGAGGUUCCUGAUGGAGCGGGAGAGCGAUCCCGGCUGCUUCGACAACAAGUACCUGCGGGACAUCAUCCUCAACUUCGUGAUCGCCGGCCGCGACACCACGGCGGGGACGCUGUCGUGGUUCCUCUACGUGCUCUGCCGGAACCAGCACAUCCAGGACAGGGUCGCGGAGGAGGUGCGCGCCGCCACCUCGGGGGACGGCGACCUCGGCGCCCCGGAGCUCGUCGCGUGCCUGACCGACGACGCCAUCAGCAAGAUGCACUACCUGCACGCGGCGCUGACGGAGACCCUCCGGCUCUACCCUGCUGUGCCCAUCGAUGUCAAGUGCUGCUUUUCGGACGACACGUUGCCGGACGGCUACGCUGUCAACAAAGGGGACAUGGUGCACUACCAGCCGUACCAAAUGGGCAGGAUGCAGUUCCUGUGGGGCGCCGACGCCGAGGAGUUCAGGCCGGAGAGGUGGCUCGACGACGGCGGCGUGUUCGUCCCCGAGAGCCCCUUCAAGUUCACGGCUUUCCAGGCUGGCCCUCGCGUCUGCUUGGGAAAGGAAUUCGCUUACAGGCAGAUGAAGAUCUUCGCGGCCGUGCUUCUCUACCUGUUCAGGUUUGAGAUGUGGGAUGCCAACGCCACCGUGGGUUACCGGGCCAUGCUCACUCUCAAAAUGGAUGGCCCGCUCUAUGUUCGUGCGUCGCUCCGGCGAUGA
Messenger RNA from Miscanthus lutarioriparius, 1530 nucleotides. The record is from the annotation of a GenBank genome assembly. Lineage: Eukaryota; Viridiplantae; Streptophyta; Magnoliopsida; Poales; Poaceae.